UGUGUGUGUGUGUGUAGGGGCCAUUCCUCUUUCAUUUGGGAUUUUCUUGACUCCUCACACUCAUCACAACUCUACUGGCAUCCCGAGCUGCGUUGCUAUCCACACACAUGAAGAUUUGAUGCCAGAUUUUGAAACAAAACAGAGACAAAUCCACCGACUGACACAAUGACUGCAGUGAAUGCACCGCGAGACAGGUACAAUGCAGUAUGGAUCAUAUUCUUCAUUCUUGGUCUGGGAACUCUGCUGCCAUGGAAUUUCUUUAUGACUGCUACCAUAUACUUCACAGGACGUUUGAAGGACCCUUAUUUGAAUGAAGAACAUAAUCAAACAGCGGUGAAAGAGGGUGACACGCGUAACGUCCUAGAGUCAAAGUUCAACAAUAUGAUGACGUUGUGCGCCAUGGUGCCACUGCUUAUAUUCACCUGCCUUAACUCAUUCAUUCACCAGAGGAUUCCUCAGAAGUUGAGGAUCUCGGGCAGUCUCUCUGUCAUUCUCGUACUUUUUCUCAUCACAGCAGUGUUGGUAAAGGUGAAGAUGGCUCCCCUGCCAUUCUUUGCUUUCACCAUGAUCAAAAUCAUUUGCAUCAACUUGUUUGGUGCUGUUCUUCAGGGAAGUCUAUUUGGUCUGGCUGGUCUGCUCCCAGCGUCCUACACUACACCCAUCAUGAGCGGCCAAGGGUUUGCUGGAACGUUUGCGGCCUUCUCCAUGAUCUGUGCACUUGCAAAGGGCUCUGCGUCACAGGACAGCACCUUCGGCUACUUCAUUACAGCCUGUGUUGUUAUUCUCCUUGCCAUCGUUUCAUACCUUGCCCUGCCCAGAAUGGAAUUUUUCCAGUAUUAUUCUGAAAGCAAUGGCUUAAGAAAUGUCAGCGACGAGGAAAACAAGAUGGACUUGCUGAAACCUGAAAGUGAAGCAGAGAAGAGACCAGUGGUCAGUCUGACAAAUGAAGAUACCAGACCCACAGUGUCAGUGUUUGCCAUCUUUAAACAGAUCUGGGUGAUGGCUCUUUCCGUGUGCAUUGUCUUCACAAUCACUAUUGGCACAUUUCCAGCUGUCACUGUUGACGUCAAAUCUACUGUGGCUGACGGGGGUGCUUGGGAAGAAUACUUUAUUCCUGUGUCCUGUUUCCUCCUCUUUAACGUAAUGGACUGGGCCGGUAGAAGCCUCACCGCUGUGUGCAUGUGGCCUGGUAAAGACAGCAUCUGGCUGCCCAUCCUGGUGAUCGCUCGUGUCGUGUUUGUGCCUCUCUUCAUCUUCUGCAACGUACAGCCCAGAAACUACCCCUGUGUUUUUGCUCACGAUGCCUGGUACAUCAUCUUCAUGAUUCUUUUCUCCUUCAGUAACGGAUAUCUGGCUAGCCUCUGCAUGUGCUUCGGACCCAAGAAAGUAGCCCAGCAUGAAGCGGAAACCGCAGGGGCCAUCAUGGCCUUCUUCCUCUCUCUCGGUUUAGCUCUGGGAGCUGCAUUAUCCUUCGGUUUUCGUGCCAUGAUAUAAAACCCCGACCUAGUUCCUGGAACGAUGAAGAAGACCAACUUGAUCUCAUCCUAGUUAAAACUGAAAUGGAUUCAUUAUUGUAUUGAACCACAGAGCCAGAGAGAAAAAGUUUUUGUCCUACAUGUACCUCUUUUUGCUGUUAAAACGGGCCGCCUGAGGCACUAUGAACAAGCCAAAAUCUAUCAGAAGAUUUUUUACAUUUUGUAGGUGUAUAGUUUUUGUAUAUUGUGCCAAUUCAGUAUUAAGCAAAGCUGUAAAGUUCAAGUAGACCCAACGAGGCUUUGUGUUUUAUUUGUAUUUUUAGAAAAUGAAUUAGUUGCCCUUAAAGGAAUAUUCCGGCUUCAAUACAAAGUUUAAAUUAAUUUUGACUCGUCCGUCUUUUUCUUUAAAAACAAAAAUCUGGGUUACAGGCCGUUAACCUUUUCUCUAAGAAUGAAUUGUGCCAGGGAAACGCGCCGGUUAUUUGCUUGCACUGUUUAGUGCCCAAUACACGGCACGAGUAAUGCUGUAAACCCUUAAAUGACCAAAAAAAAACAACUAUUUAAACAACUUUACAGCUCAAAUAAUACUCAAGUUUUAACAGCAUUUAAGUGCUUUUAUGGAGUUAUAAGCUUCACGCUUCUGCCUUUAAACCCUUCAAACAUUGGGCCCAUUAACUUCUAUUGAAAGUGUCUCACUAUAACCCAGAUUUUUGUUCUUUCUUUUUUUUUAAACAAAAGGAGGGACGAGUCUGAAUCAUUUUUGUGGUAAUCAACGUUAUGCCACAAAUGCUGUCGAUUGAGCUUAACAUAUAUUCCUUUAACCGUUUUAUUUGUCAUGUUUUUCGUUUAGUGAUGGCAAAAGAGAUAGUUAGGCCAGUAAUUCUAGAUAAACUGUACUGUAUCAUAACAAGAAGGGCCCUAGUUUAACUUCAUGACGACUCGUGUAAUUUUUAAUCGUAAAAUCAAUCCAUAUGUAUGUCAAUGCAUGAAUGAGGUUUGAUAAUUGUUUAUCUUUAUUGAUGUGCCUUCAUUUUGACCGCAAUCGGUGAUUUUAAGUCAUGAGUGAAGGCCUUACAGUAUUACAUUUGACAUUAUAAUAUUGUUUAUACAGUAUCUUUGUUUUAUAACAGCUUUUUGUAUGAUGUAUUUUUAAUUCAGUGUGUCACAUGUAUGAUGUGCCUAAAUUCUAACAACUUGUUUUGGCGGCUUUUGAAUGGGAUGUUUUUUUAAAAAGGCAAAAUGGAAAUGUGUGGGUGGGUUGGGGGUUUGAAGGGGGUAGAAAUAAACAUUUGUAUUUGUAUUUGUACUGUGUUGUUUGCAGGGGGUCAUCCUGCGCUGCAUCAGUCAUACAGCUGCAUGUGUGUUUUAAUGCAGCGUUCAAGCAGCUAUGGUCUGUAAUUGUGGCAAUCCCAAGAAAAUCUCUACUCAUCGUUGCUAAAUGGAUCUUUAUGAAUGAAAUAUUAUGCUAUAUAUUCUCCACCCAUGAAAACUAAAUAUUAAGCGACACUUACUGUAGCACAUAACCUACGCAUAAGUUACACACAUGCAUUUUCUCAGGCACUUUUUGAGUCUUAAUAGGCACACAUUUCAGUAUUACACCCAAAUGUCAAUAUCCAAAUCACACUGUUCAUGUGUUACACUUGCUAUAGUUUACUUCCACGUUGCUUCAUCAAAUAGCAAUGUCAAAUGUAAAUCAAGUCAAUCACUGAAACAUCAGUGCCACCUUGAGUAAGAAAUAGCAUGUAUAAUAUGUACGCUAUAUGUACACACAUAUGAAAUACUGAUAAUUCACCAUUGUUGCACAGAAAAUCAAUGUGAUAUUGUAGUUAUUUGUAUGAAUAUA
Messenger RNA from Myxocyprinus asiaticus (Chinese sucker), 3318 nucleotides. RefSeq names its product solute carrier family 29 member 1a (gene slc29a1a). Gene Ontology annotation, molecular function: nucleoside transmembrane transporter activity. Gene Ontology annotation, cellular component: plasma membrane. The record is from RefSeq and is a predicted model, not a curated record. NCBI's taxonomy places the organism in Eukaryota, Metazoa, Chordata, Actinopteri, Cypriniformes, Catostomidae. Gene Ontology annotation, biological process: nucleoside transmembrane transport; uridine transmembrane transport.